AUGCCAAAGCCUUUCCCAGUCCGCAAUGGAGUGACAUCAUUCUGGCGGACAGAGCCUCAUUCCCUGGACAGCCAUCGAUCGAGCGAGUCUAUCCCCGAGCAGAGCGAUAUCGUCGUCAUUGGAGCCGGAUAUGCGGGGGCAUCAGUCGUGCACCACAUCCUCGAGCAGAUACCGUUCACAUCGCAGCCGCCCUCCAUUGUGAUUCUUGAGGCUCGCCAGGCCUGUUCGGGUGCUACGGGAAGGAAUGGAGGACAUAUGAAACCCGAUCUAUACAAUGGGAUCUCGGGAAUUGCGGCUGAGCAUGGUGUUGAGGCAGCUGCCGAAGUGGCUGCUUUCGAGGCCAGGCAUGUCCAUUCAAUCAAGGACUUUGUCGAGAAGGAGAAGAUUGCUUGUGAUUACACGGUCACAAAGGCUGUGGAUGUCCAGUUAGACCAAGGUUAUUCCGAUAAGCUCAAAGACGGGUAUGAUCGAUUGGUCGCCAGUGGGCUUGAACCCACGAAGCAAGCGCAAUAUAUCGACGGCGGUAAUGCGCAAAAGUUCUCUGGAGUCAAAGGUGCCGUGGGCUGUUUCACCUACGAUGCCGGACAUGUAUGGCCCUACAAAUUUGUACUCCAUCUGUUAGAGAAAGCCAUCUCACGCGGUGUCAAUCUCCAAACCCAUACGGCUGUCUCUGGGGUCUCACGGUCUACCAGCUCCACUUCUAGUCAUCACUGGCAAGUGAAUACAUCUCGCGGAGCCAUUGUCGCCAAAGUCGUCGUGCUAGCAACAAACGCCUACACCUCUGCCCUGGCACCUCAAUACCAAGAGAAGAUCAUCCCGGUUCGAGGAACAUGUAGUCGAAUCAUUGUUCCUCCUGGACCUAUGAGGCCUCGUCUGGAGAAGACAUAUACUCUGCGCCGGAACGGCUGGGACUAUGACUAUCUGAUCCCUCGGGCUGACGGUAGUAUUAUUGUCGGCGGUGCUCGGCCGCCUAUUAUUAACCAACUGGAGAGCUGGUAUAAUGUCAGCGACGACAGUGUAGUCUUGCAACGUGCCGCGCAAUACUUCGAUGGGUAUAUGCAGCGCAAUUUUGUGGGGUGGGAGGAUAGCCAUGCAUAUACCGACCGAGUCUGGACGGGAAUCAUGGGAUAUUCUUCAGAUGGCUUCCCCCAUAUUGGCCGGGUUCCUGGACACGAUGGUCAAUUUAUACUUGCAGGGUUUACGGGACAUGGAAUGCCACAAAUCUUCCUCGCAGCUGAAGGCCUGGCCAAGAUGAUAGUCGCAGGGACCGAGUUUAUGGACACUGGAUUACCGCGGCUAUUUCAAACUACGCAGGCUCGGUUGGAUAGUUCGCGUAACCAAGCAUUGGAGAAUGUUCCUACAUUGGGGAGUUUGCAAGCCCGGCCGUGA
Molecule: messenger RNA, 1389 nt
Organism: Penicillium alfredii
Lineage: Eukaryota; Fungi; Ascomycota; Eurotiomycetes; Eurotiales; Aspergillaceae
Product: NAD(P)/FAD-dependent oxidoreductase
Exons: 4
Coding region: 1-1389 (462 amino acids)
Cellular component (GO): cytoplasm
Molecular function (GO): oxidoreductase activity
Source: RefSeq, a predicted model, not a curated record